Messenger RNA from Danio rerio (zebrafish), 2675 nucleotides. It is a transcript of the gene lars2, whose product is annotated as leucyl-tRNA synthetase 2, mitochondrial. The record is from RefSeq and is marked provisional. Gene Ontology annotation, molecular function: aminoacyl-tRNA ligase activity; ATP binding; nucleotide binding. Gene Ontology annotation, cellular component: mitochondrial matrix. NCBI's taxonomy places the organism in Eukaryota, Metazoa, Chordata, Actinopteri, Cypriniformes, Danionidae. Gene Ontology annotation, biological process: tRNA aminoacylation for protein translation; leucyl-tRNA aminoacylation; aminoacyl-tRNA metabolism involved in translational fidelity.
AAAUAAAGUUCAAGCUGUUUGAACAACAUGGCGGCGCCCAUGUAGCGGUGUGAAUCUGUCAAAGUACAUCGCAAAAAUUAAGUUUUAAAUGGAGGAACAAAAUCAAUAACGCCAAAGAAAAGCUAAAUAUACUCCCAAAGCUCCAGAUGGCUGGUCUAUGGUAUUUGCGUCCUGGAGUGAUGGCCGUGUGGAGGCCUGCUGUGUGUUUGUGGGGGCCGGGUCGGUCUAAUCCUGUGAUCCGAGUCAGCGUCUGCAGUCUGUUCAGUGAAUCAGGUGUGUGGGAAAAAGAGUACAAGGCCGAGACGCGCCGUCGAGUGGAGCAGUGGUGGCACGGACGCAUACAGGAGCAGUGGCGGACAGACGCGGAGGAUCAGAGCUCCCGGAAGAAAUUCUACGUCCUCUCCAUGUUCCCAUACCCAUCUGGCCGACUGCAUAUGGGCCACGUGAGGGUUUACGCCAUUAGCGACACCAUCAGCCACUUCCAGAAGAUGAGAGGCCAUCAGGUGUUGAACCCGAUGGGCUGGGAUGCAUUUGGUCUGCCGGCUGAAAACGCUGCCAUCGAGCGAAAUCUGGACCCGGAGGACUGGACCAGAAGUAACAUCGAGUCCAUGCGGACGCAGCUGGACAGUCUGGGCCUCUGCUUUAACUGGGAUCGGGAGAUCACCACGUGUCUGCCGGAUUAUUAUAAGUGGACUCAGUAUCUGUUUAUCAAGAUGUUUGAGGCUGGACUGGCCUAUCAGAAAGAGGCUCUGGUGAAUUGGGAUCCGGUGGAUCAGACGGUGCUUGCGGAUGAACAGGUGGAUGAAAACGGCUGCUCGUGGAGAUCUGGAGCUCCUGUGGAACAGAAGAUGCUCAAGCAGUGGUUCAUCAAAACCACCAACUAUGCCAAGCCUCUUCUGGAUGCUUUGGCGGAUCUCCCUGAAUGGUAUGGAGUCAAAAGCAUGCAGGCCAACUGGAUCGGCGACUGUUCGGGCUGCUUUUUCAACCACACACUGAAGGUGGACGGUCGUGACACAGGCGAGGUGUUGUCUGCGUACUCUUCUUCUCCAGAAACUGUGUUCGGAGCCGCUUAUGUCUCAAUCCUGCCCUCUCACCGACUGCUGCAUGGAUCCAGUGCCCUCAAAAGUGCUCUGCUUCGAGCCCUGAGACCCGGCAGAGACAGUCUGACCGAGGUCACUGCGCUUAACCUGCUGACCGGCCGAGAGCUGCCCGUGGUCAUUUCUGCCAAGAGCCAGUUCAGCGGACAUCUGGACACAGUCAUAGGGAUCCCAGACAGCAGUGAGGAGGAAGCAGCGGUGGCUCAGUCUCUUGGUUUGAGCUGGAGCAGCGUUCUGAAGACUGAAGCUGAUGGCACACACACUCUCAUAAACUCAGAUGAGUUCACAGGUCAGAGCCGUGAAGAAGCGUUCAACUCUGUAACCCAGAAGGCCCGGCAGAUGAAUGUCGGAGGUCACCUGACUAGUGCAAAGUUGCGUGAUUGGCUGAUCUCCAGGCAGCGCUACUGGGGCACACCCAUUCCCAUAGUGCAUUGCGGUUCGUGCGGGCCAGUGGCGGUUCCAGAGGACGAGCUGCCCGUCACACUGCCUAAAAUACCUGCACUCACUGGCAAGGGGGCGUCGCCUUUAAAGACUGCGGAGGAUUGGCUGAACUGCCAGUGUCCGAGGUGUAAAGGACCGGCGGAGAGAGAAACGGACACCAUGGACACCUUUGUGGAUUCCUCCUGGUACUAUUUCAGAUACACUGAUCCUCAGAACCCGCUGAGGCCUUUCGAGCGGUCUCGAGCGGAUCACUGGAUGCCGGUGGAUGUGUAUAUCGGGGGGAAAGAGCAUGCAGUGAUGCAUCUCUAUUAUGCACGAUUCCUCAGCCACUUCUGUAGAGACCAGAGCAUGACUGCACACAGGGAGCCGUUCAGGAAGCUGCUGGUUCAGGGCCUCAUAAAGGGACAGACCUUCACACUGGAGCACACCGGACAGUACCUGAAGAAAGAGGACAUCGACUUCACAGGUCCAGAUCCGGUGGAGAAGAGCAGCGGGAGGCGUCUGACGGUCACGUGGGAGAAGAUGAGUAAAUCUAAACACAAUGGAGUGGACCCACAGGAGGUGCUGCAGCAGUACGGCAUCAGCACCCUGCGCCUCUACCUGCUGUACGCCGCCCCGCCUGAGCAGGACAUCCUGUGGGACGUCAAGACUGAUGCCAUCCCGGGGGUGCUACGCUGGCAGUCGCGUCUUUGGGGUCUGGUCAGCAAGCUGAGAAGUGUCCGCGAGGGUCCAGAAACACCAAACCCGUCCAUCCUGAACAAGAGAGAGCGCUCAGAGGCCAAGAAGAUCUGGGACAACAAGAACUACACCCUCACACAGGUCACAGGUCACUUCACAGAGGACUUCCUGUUUAACGCAGCCAUCUCUCGACUCAUGGGCCUGACCAACACUCUCUCGCAAGCCUCGACGCGGGUCGUCCUGCACAGUGUGGAGUUUGAGGACGCUUUGGCUUCGCUCUGCAUCAUGGCUGCUCCCAUGUGUCCACAUUUAGCUUCUGAACUCUGGGCAGGUUUGUCUCAGGUGAGGAGUCCCCUUGGUAGUGUGCUGUCUGGGAAGGGAAGUGUCCUUCAGCAGCCAUGGCCCAGUGUCGACCCAGAGUACCUCCAGACAUCCGACACACUCCAGCUGUCUGUACGG